Molecule: messenger RNA, 999 nt
Organism: Rotaria sp. Silwood2
Lineage: Eukaryota; Metazoa; Rotifera; Eurotatoria; Philodinida; Philodinidae
Source: the annotation of a GenBank genome assembly
AUGACUGUUGACAAUCUUAUCAGUAUUAAUCCCCUUGAUAUACAUAUUUCAAGUAAAUUUAUGAUCAAUGAUACAAUGGAAGCAUUGAUGAAUGCUCUUCUACUUGAAAAUCAAACAGUCAACGUUUCUUACAAUCAAUAUUACAAUAAAUGCUCUCCUUUGUUUUGUACCUAUGAUAUUCAACAACGAUUCGACUUGAUAUUUUUAAUGACCAGUAUUGCAGCUAUGUAUGCAGUUUUAAGUAAAUUUCUUCGAUUGAUUUUGCCAAUGCUAGUUCACUUAAUAUUUAUUGCUUGGAAACGAUUUCGAUCACAAGAUCUUUCUACUAAUCAAUCAACAUCCAUAAUUCAAAACACUCACUGUAACAUAAUACCUGAUGUUCUAUUUUUUAAAAAGAUGGACUCUAAAUUUAAAUCGUUACAGCAAUCAAUAUCAAGUGAAUGGGUCCAUCUAGUACAAGUAUUUCGUGAUUUUUCCCAAGGCAACGGUUUAAUUUCAUCUUUAGGAACUAACGUAGAAAUGAAAUUUGGAGGAACAGAUACUAAUGGUCACAUUAUUAUCCUCCCGAAAACGUACAAAAAUGGAACUUGUUCAUGUGCUACUUCAAAUUCUUGCACUACAGAUCUUAUCAAUGCUACUUGUCUUGGAUCUGGACAUCCAGACCCGAAUUCAUGCUCAAUUGAUAUUUUGCCAUUACAAUUUUCCUCGUCGGUUUCAAAUUUUGCCAUUAAUGAUCAAAUUGAAACUAUCGUCAAUCGAGCAUUCAUUGACUUUUGGUCAAAUGAUACGUCUUAUGAGCAAUAUUACACUGCGUGUGCACCAAUAUCCUGCAGUUACGUGAAACAACAGCAUGUGAAUCUUGUUUACGCACUGACGAUGUUGUUAAAUGUAUUUAGUGGACUUUCAGUGGUACUUAAAUAUAUAGUUCCACUUUUAGUUGGAAUGGCAUCUAAAUUACGUUCUCGUUUCAAAUCAUCACGGGUAUCACCGAGCUAUUAA